AUGACCCUGAAGGGUGGGACAACACAGGCUUGUGCAGCAUGCAAAUUUCAGAGAAGAAAGUGCACACCUGAGUGCCUUUUAGCUCCCUAUUUCCCUGCAGAUCAACCUAAGAUAUUCCUUAAUGUCCAUAAACUAUUUGGAGUUAGCAACAUUGUCAAAAUACUUAAGUUCCUCGAACCUACUCAGAAGAAACCGGCCAUGGAUUCUAUUAUCACGCAAGCGAAUUAUAGAGAUAAGUAUCCUGUGCAUGGAUGUUGGGAGGAGAUUUGCAGGCUACAAUAUCAAAUAUGGAUGAUGGAAGAAGAACUUCAUGCUGUUUAUCAGCAGCUUGAAAUUUGUCGACAACAACAGCAGCAACAGUUGCCUCAUGAUGAUGUCACUUCGCAGUUAGAAUUGGGGAUGGGACCGCGGUCUUCAAAUGCGCUCGCGCUCUUUAAUAACACUCCGCAGCCACAGAAUUAUAACACAGUGCCUGCUCCUUUGUCUGUGUCUCAACAGCAUUCUUACUCCAACAGCAAUAGUGUGGAUUAUAAUAACUCUCCUCUCUAUAUGGAUUCCAAGGAUAAUGUUACGAAUCCGAAUUUGUGGCUUCAGUGCCCUUACACUAAUAACAAUAGUAAUUCAAUAACAAUGCAACCUCAUCAGUUGAUUACCUCAGAGUCACAACAGCCACUGUCAUCUGUUCAACAAGGAGUUGUUGAAGAUAAUUAUGAUGAAAUGCAUUCGUUUUUUGAUACGGUUGAUGAUAGGCAAUCAUACAUUUAUUCUAAGGAGGCUUAUGAAUCAAGUUCAGAAGAGUCAUUGAAAGACACAAGAAAGUGCACAGAGCAUGUUUCUGAGAAUGAACUGAAGAGUGCUGCUGCUUGUUUCAGCCUUACCAGUGUCAACUGA
Lathyrus sativus (Indian pea) is the source of this 891-nucleotide messenger RNA. The record is from the annotation of a GenBank genome assembly. Lineage: Eukaryota; Viridiplantae; Streptophyta; Magnoliopsida; Fabales; Fabaceae.